This is a messenger RNA of Dracunculus medinensis (Guinea worm), 534 nucleotides long. Lineage: Eukaryota; Metazoa; Nematoda; Chromadorea; Rhabditida; Dracunculidae. The record is from the annotation of a GenBank genome assembly.
AUGGCAUUUUGGAUAUCAGGAACAAUAUUUAAGUUAAUUCCUUGCCUUUUAUUAACCUUGUUAGUUUGGCUGCUAAAGAGGAUUUUGGAUGACGUGAAGGAAAAAAGGAAACGUCUCAUUCAAGGGACUAAUUCAAGCACGAAAAUGCGGUUCGUUUCGCUAUUACUUUCACUUCUCUACUACUUUUAUUUUAGUGGAUCAGUAACAGAUUGUCGAAAUGAAAGAACUGACCGAACAACGAGAAUGCUUCUAAUUAUUGUAGUUGUAUUUCUUAUAACAGAAAUGCCUCAGGGUGUGAUGGCAGUGUUAUCUGGAAUGUUUUCAGAAGAAUUUCGCCGACAUAUUUAUAAUAAUCUAGGCGAUAUUCUCGAUUUAUUAUCGUUAUGCAAUGCUUGUACUACUUUUAUAAUCUACUGUUCAAUGAGCACUCAAUUCAGAAAUGUAAGCGAUGACUCCUGUGAUUUCCGAAAAUUUCUAAAAAAAUAUUUUACAUAUUGUUAUUAUUACAUUUCUAUUCAUCCUUCAGAAAGUUGA